AUGCUCAACCAAUCCGACCUCUUUAGCGAAGUCUUGAACGGUAAAGCGUUGGCCAUCAACUUCAUCGCUAACAAUCGCCAGUAUAAAAUGGGAUACUAUCUUGCCGACGACAUCUAUCCGAAGUGGCCAACCUUCGUGAAGACGUUCAACAGGGCGGCCGAUGAAAAACAGGCUCUUUCUGCGCUGAAGCAAGAGGCUGCUCGCAAGGAUGUGAAGAGAGCGUUCAUGGUUCUCCAUGCUCGAUUCAACAUUAUCAAAGCCCCGGCUCGUACGUGGUUUACGCUCGACAUCAUGUAUACGUGCAUAAUCUUGCACAAUAUGAUUGUCGUUGACGAAGGACCUGAGCUAAGAAAUUGGUUCUACCCUGAAACCCCGCGAAGCUCUACCGCAAGUAGUCCGCCUCGCAGUGGAGUGCAUCCUUCUUUGCAAGAGCGGCUGUGUGUUCGGACAAGGACACAUGAUUCUAUCGCCCUCGCCCAACUCCAGGAGGAUCUAGUGGAACACAUUUGGGCAAAAUUUGACACCGUUAGACGCACAUGA
Salvia hispanica is the source of this 540-nucleotide messenger RNA. The record is from RefSeq and is a predicted model, not a curated record. Lineage: Eukaryota; Viridiplantae; Streptophyta; Magnoliopsida; Lamiales; Lamiaceae.